Molecule: messenger RNA, 1296 nt
Organism: Andrographis paniculata
Lineage: Eukaryota; Viridiplantae; Streptophyta; Magnoliopsida; Lamiales; Acanthaceae
Product: putative uridine kinase C227.14
Exons: 12
Coding region: 107-1033 (308 amino acids)
Cellular component (GO): cytoplasm
Molecular function (GO): kinase activity; ATP binding
Source: RefSeq, a predicted model, not a curated record
GUUAACGACCUUGAAUUCGGCUCUCUAAAAAACUCGAAUUGAGUCGUACUGUCGAGCUGUCUUCUGGCAACGGCAGAUUUUGGUGUCCGCCGCGUUCGAUUUUGGUAUGGAGGCUUCGUUUUUCUCCACCGGCUGUACACAUCUCAAGCAAUCUCACUCUGCCGAAUUUGUACUGGAGCGCGGUGGUUUGUGCAAAUGGAACCAGGUUCAUUUGUUUCCAUCGAAGAGGGCGCUGACGCCAUUAGUGGUUCAAUUUGGAAAUUUGAAACAGAAUCACUCACAGGUUCGAAAUUGUCAGUUGAAGGAAGUCCCAAUCAUAGAGGCUGGGUGCAUGGAGGAAAUAUAUGAUACUUUAGCAGAACGUGUUGUUCCUGUUGCAGCAGCUGAAUCAAAUCCCCAUUUUAAGUAUAUUGUUGGAUUAUGUGGCCCUCCUGGCGCGGGAAAGAGCACUCUUGCUUCUGAGGUAGCUAGGCGAGUCAACCAUAUAUGGACCCAAAGGUCUUCUGUUGUUGAUUCUCAAGUUCAGCCUCUAGCAGUUGCAAUUGUGCUUCCCAUGGAUGGAUUCCAUCUUUAUCGCCAUCAGUUGGAUGGAAUGGAGGAUCCAAAAGAAGCUCAUGCAAGACGAGGAGCUCCUUGGACAUUUGACCCCAAACGACUCCUGAGAUGUCUCGGAAAUCUACGAGACAAGGGAUCAGUGUACGCCCCAUCUUUCGACCAUGGCGUGGGAGAUCCUGUAGAAGACGACAUCUUUGUGAGCCUGGAGCAUAAAGUAGUGAUAGUUGAAGGUAACUACUUGCUUUUGGACGACGAGGUGUGGAGAGACAUCUCCUCUAUAUUUGAUGACAAGUGGUUCAUUGAUGUUGAUUUGGAGAAGGCAAUGGAGCGAGUGCGAAGACGACAUAUAUCGACAGGAAAGCCCCCCGAUGUUGCUAAAUGGCGGAUUGACUACAACGACAGGCCAAAUGCAGAGCUGAUAAUGAAGUCGAAGAAUAAAGCAGAUCUGAUCAUCAAGUCAGUCGAUUUCUUGAGGUAAAAUUUUGCUAGACUUACAUGAAUAUAAAGCAUGCAUAUUGAGCUAUAGAAUGUAUAUUCAUGACCAAAAAUAAAAUCAAAAGUGGCUGAAUGCUGCUUAUCUGUAGUAUAUUUAUUAAAAGAAGUUUAAAGAAGAUUGCAUACUUCGUCUCAGUACAUUAAACCUUCAUUUAGUGAAGUAGAUGGAUCGAAGAAAUCAACAAAUAAUUUAGAUAUAUGAUGGUGAUCAUUUGGGAGGGCACACGGCAUUCGAAGCUAAUUACU